This is a messenger RNA of Laccaria bicolor S238N-H82, 417 nucleotides long. RefSeq lists its product as uncharacterized. The record is from RefSeq and is a predicted model, not a curated record. Lineage: Eukaryota; Fungi; Basidiomycota; Agaricomycetes; Agaricales; Hydnangiaceae. The transcript is spliced from 3 exons. Bases 1 to 417 code for a protein of 138 amino acids.
AUGUCAAACCAACCCAAAGAUUCUUCAUUGAACCCGCUGUCUAGUCUCAAGAAAGUGUUCGCAAGAUUGCGCUCGCCGAAACCUCGAUCCGCCAACGAUAGUACUGGUGCAGCCCGCUCCAGUUCUGCUCCGCCCAUCAUGAGGAUACCAUCCUCCACCAUCCACGCGCCGGAUACGGGAAGGGCUGUCGCUGAUGACCAGGCUGGACACCCUUCACAUGAGACUGUCCAGCUCUUGCAACAGCCUUCCCCUGUCUUGAUUGGUCCUCCGAAAUCUGACUCAUGCACCUUGACUGCACCUCCAUCCAACCUUCCCAUUGCGGAUCCAGGGUUGGAGUCAGCCAGUAAAUUCUACAAUAAAUUCUUACAGUUUAUAUCAGAUGCAAGCUCACCAUGCAGAUCAUUCAACUAUUACUGA